AUGUCCAAUAACCUCCGGGAAUGUAAACAUGGAAAUUUUUAUAGAGCAAUUAUUUCCGAACCAUCAAAACAAUAUUAUAAUGGUGGUUAUAAAAAUAAUAGAGAAUCAAUAAUAAAAAAAAUCAAAGAAAAUAAUUUAACCAAUAUUUCAGAUUUUACAUAUGAUAAAUUAUGGAUAGAAUUUGGAUUUAAAAAUUAUUGUUAUGAUAUAAUACCAUACGAUGAAGCAAUUGAAUUUUGGUUCAGUUAUAUUAAUUCAGAUAAUGAAAUUAUUAGAUUAUUUAUUAUUUUUGACUGGUUCACUUUUCAUCAAAAAAAAGAAGGCUAUGAACAUGAAUUAAGUUAUUUUGCUGAUAAAUUAUCAUCUUUAAUUAUUGCAAAUGGUUAUUCAACUAUACGUUGUUUACCAGGUGGAAAACCAAGAAAAGUUGGAAUAUUUGUAUCAGUUAUAAAUAAAUAUUUAAAAAUUAAUAAUAAUAUUAGUGAUAAUAAUAAUAAUGAUGAUAACGAACCUAAUACAACAACAACAACAACAACAAUAACAACAACAACAACAACAACAAUAACAACAACAACAACAAUAACAACAACAACAACUAUGGAUACAACCAUCAACCAUGGUGAAUCAUCAUUAAAAUUGAUUAAUAAUUAUAUUUUAAUUUCAAAAAUUAUAAAAAGGGUUUUAAAUCAAGAUUUUAUAAUUGAUAAAAAAAAUAAUGAAUUUGAACAAAUAAUUUGGAAUAGUGUAAAGAAUAUUUCAAUGGUUUGUUGGGAUUUUUUAAAACUAUUAUCAAAAAUUUUAAGUAAUUAUAAAAGUGAUAUUCUUGAUACCUAUUUAAAUUCAGUAAAAGAACAUAGAUAUAAUAAAUUCAAUAUUUUUUAUUAUAAUAAUAAUAAUGGAUUUUUAAAAAAUCAAUAUUAUACAACAAUCAUUAGAACUACACCAUACUCCAAGAUUAAAGAUUCAUUUAGUCAUUUAGAGAAAUUAAUUGUUAAAUCUGAUAUUUAUGCUCAAUUAGAUGAAAGUGAUGAAGCCCAUCCAUUAGCAAUGAAUUUUAAUUAUUAUCCACCAAGAGAAUUAAAUUCAUUAAAAAAGGUUAUUGAUCAUUCUCAUAAUACAAGUAAAUCAUUUUUAGUUGGAUACAAUAAAACUUUAUUGGAUUAUAUUUUAAUUCAUUGUAAUUGUACUUUAAAUUCAUUUACCUAUGAAUUAGAUAAUAAAGAAGGUUUUACUAAACUAUUAAAUAGUUUCUAUGAGGAAUAUCAUUAUUAUUUUGAUAUGUCACUUGUAUCAUUAAAACAUCUGAUAUUUUAA
Molecule: messenger RNA, 1314 nt
Organism: Dictyostelium discoideum AX4
Lineage: Eukaryota; Evosea; Eumycetozoa; Dictyosteliales; Dictyosteliaceae
Exons: 4
Coding region: 1-1314 (437 amino acids)
Source: RefSeq, a predicted model, not a curated record